AUGUCAACAUAUGAUCAGGUGGAAAUCGAAGACAUGACUUUCGAUCCUGAUACACAGCUUUUCACGUAUCCAUGUCCUUGCGGCGAUCGUUUCCAGAUAUACAUAGAUGACAUGUACGAUGGAGAAAACAUCGCUGUAUGUCCCAGUUGUUCACUGAUGAUCGAAGUUAUCUUUGAGAAAGAAGACUUGCAAGAAUACUACAAAGAAGCUGGCAGUCAGCCACCAGAACCGGUCGCUGUGGCCACUUAA
Molecule: messenger RNA, 249 nt
Organism: Torulaspora globosa
Lineage: Eukaryota; Fungi; Ascomycota; Saccharomycetes; Saccharomycetales; Saccharomycetaceae
Gene: KTI11
Product: Kti11p
Exons: 1
Coding region: 1-249 (82 amino acids)
Biological process (GO): protein histidyl modification to diphthamide
Molecular function (GO): metal ion binding
Source: RefSeq, a predicted model, not a curated record